GCACCGGGUGACAGCCCGGAAGCAGCGGAAGCGGCUGAGGGAAACGCGGCCAUCGGCCCCGGAGGGCGGUGCGGUGGUGCAGGAGCCUGCGUCCGCUCCGGGCGCCCUGCGGGGCCCUCAUGCGGCUCCCUCGCUGACACCUGAAAUCCGCCGCACGCGGUCCUCCUGGAGACCGCUGGGUCGCCCCGCCUGCCGCCCUUGGCGGUUGAAAUCGUGGUGCGGAACCGCGGCCGCCGCCCAUGGAGAAGGCCGGGCGGGGCGGUACUGGCUCCUCGCGGGGGCCCGUACUCCACAUCGUGGUGGUCGGCUUUCAUCACAAGAAGGGCUGCCAGGUUGAAUUCUCUUACCCGCCCCUGAUUCCAGGAGACAGACAUGACAGUCACACUUUACCUGAAGAAUGGAAGUAUUUGCCCUUCCUUGCCUUACCGGAUGGCGCACACAACUACCAGGAAGAUACUGUGUUUUUUCACUUGCCACCCAGAAACGGAAAUGGAGCCACAGUAUAUGGAAUCUCUUGCUAUCGACAAAUUGAAGCCAAGGCAUUGAAAGUACGGCAAGCAGAUAUCACCAGAGAGACCGUUCAGAAAAGUGUCUGUGUUCUAAGCAAGCUGCCUCUUUAUGGCUUACUUCAAGCAAAACUUCAACUCAUUACUCACGCAUAUUUUGAAGAGAAGGAUUUUUCCCAAAUUUCCAUUCUUAAGGAGCUUUAUGAACAUAUGAAUAGUUCCUUGGGAGGAAUUUCAUUAGAAGGAUCCCAAGUAUAUCUUGGUCUGUCUCCUCGAGAUCUUGUGCUUCAUUUUCGACACAAGGUCUUAAUCCUGUUUAAACUAAUUCUUCUUGAAAAAAAGGUUCUCUUUUAUAUUUCUCCAGUAAACAAAUUGGUGGGCUCACUGAUGACUGUCUUGUCCCUUUUUCCAGGCAUGAUUGAGCAUGGUCUCAGUGACUCUUCUCAGUACAGACCCCGAAAGAGUAUGUCUGAAGAUGCUGGACUUGAAGAAAGCAAUCCCCCUGUAGAUGAUUUUGUUUCUGUGUCUGCUCCUGACAUUUCAAAUACUGACUUGGGAAUGGUCAAGAAAAUCAUGACAGGAAACCAUGGAGAAGAUUCUGCCAUCAAGACUGAAGAACCUUUGUUCCAAGUAGAAGAUGAGAGCAGCAAAGGACAGGAAUCCAAUGAUACCAAUCAAUAUUUGAAACCUCCUUCUCGCCCAUCUCCAGAGUCUUCAGAAAGUGACUGGGAGACCUUGGAUCCUAGUAUCUUAGAGGACCCCACAUUGAAAGAAAGAGAACAGGUGGGGUCAGAACAGACAGACUCAUUACUGAAGGAAUCUGUGCCCUCAGACAGUCCUCCGAUUACAGUACAACCUCAAGCUAACACAGGCCAGGUGGUCCUGAUACCAGGGCUGAUUUCCGGCUUGGAAGAGGACCAGUAUGGCAUGCCCCUGGCCAUCUUCACAAAGGGAUAUCUGUGUUUGCCUUACAUGGCGUUGCAGCAGCAUCAUCUUCUCUCUGAUGUCACUGUUCGGGGAUUCGUUGCUGGAGCUACUAACAUCCUUUUUCGACAACAGAAACACCUCAGUGAUGCCAUUGUGGAAGUAGAAGAAGCUCUGAUCCAGAUCCAUGAUCCAGACCUCAGGAAGCUGCUGAAUCCAACCACUGCAGACCUGAGGUUUGCAGAUUACCUGGUGAGGCACGUGACUGAGAACCGGGAUGAUGUCUUCUUGGAUGGCACAGGCUGGGAAGGAGGUGACGAAUGGAUCCGAGCCCAGUUUGCAGUCUACAUCCACGCGCUCCUGGCUGCCACACUACAGCUAGAUAAUGAAAAGAUAUUAUCGGACUAUGGGACAACCUUUGUUACAGCAUGGAAGAAUACUCACAACUACCGGGUCUGGAACAGCAACAAGCAUCCAGCACUUGCAGAAAUAAAUCCAAACCAUCCUUUUCAAGGCCAAUACUCAGUGUCAGACAUGAAGUUAAGAUUCUCACAUUCUGUUCAAAACAGUGAACGUGGCAAAAAAAUUGGAAACGUCAUGGUCACAACUAGCCGUAAUGUUGUACAAACAGGAAAAGCUGUUGGCCAGUCAGUUGGAGGAGCUUUCUCCAGUGCCAAGACAGCUAUGUCUUCGUGGCUUUCUGCUUUCACCAGUUCCACCCCUCAGAGUCUCACUGAGCCAUCCGACGGGAAGCCCUGAGCACGGCAUCCAGUGGCUGCUGUUGCUUUCUUAGGUUUAAGUGUUCCCUGUCUGUCUGCUGCUCCCAGACUGUUCCUCUCUGUCGGCCACAGGUCCACAGCAGGGUACUGAUUCGUCGAACUGUUUACAUGGACGGUUGCCCUCUGUCUAAAUGAAUGUCGCAGGAUGCAGAAAAAUGAAAUCACAACCAAUGCAGGGAUGGCUUUCCAGGUUGGGGUUUAAAUUGACUACUUUUAUUUCAGUCUGAGCCUGAUUAAAACACACAGUGAACCUUCAAUGAAUUUGAGUUCUGAUACACAUUUGUUUGCUUUAGAGUUUUUACUUUUGUAAAUUUUGUCCUGUUUUGAUGUUUGAAUAUCCAGAUGGUCACUGUAAAUUAUAUGUGCUAAAAUUAAGUUAUAUUGCUAUUUUAAUUUCUCUAAAGUUGGCCCUAAAAUGUGCUUAAAAAGUUAAAGGGCCAUGCAGUCCAGCCCUUUGUUAUUUUUUUGCUGAGUUAUAUGAUGAUUUUUUUUUGUUUGUUGCUUUUGUACCCCAAAAUAGAUUUAUCAAUUCACUUCCACCUGGAAACGUGAAAGAGGUGGUAGUUCUGAGUAUGGAGUGUUUUGUUUCAUGUUUUUAAUUUGUUCUUUCCCUGUCCUAAACACUUGCUUUGAGAUGUCAAAGAGUGUCACUCUGCUUUCUUCUCUUCUUUCUCUUAGGUGUGCAGAGAACUAGCAUAGUGACGAUGACAGCGGUAUAGCAGUGUUUGAGCAGCUUAGCCUGAAUGUAUAUUUAGGGCAAGACUUUAAAAGACUUCGGUGUUAGUUCUGGCAGCUCUAGUCACGUUGCAGUCUUUUACAAGGAUUUUUUUUAACCCACAGUUUGUGCCUUCUGUUGCUUCGUUUGAACAGUUUUCCAUUGGGUGUUUACAGGCCUACAGGUUUUUUUCUUAGUCUUACUCUUCAUAAAGCUCUUUAAGGCUCUUGGCCUUCCUAAUUCCCUGAUGGAAAACCCUCCUCUAAUCAAUCCCCAACCCCUUCUAAAAGUAUUUAUAAAAGAAAAGCAAGAAGAUACAUAAAUAGAAAUUUCAUUUUAGAUCACAUUUAUAAAUGCAAGAGGCAAGAGAAGAAAACUACAGCCAUGACAUCAGUCAUGUUUCAUAAAGGACAUCUGGUUUCAUUUUAGACGUGCACGUGUGUGCUAUCUACUGAAGAUUUUUACACAACUGGACCUCAUGUAUCUGCCAUGCUCAGCUCUCGUUUGCUUUUCAAGGGGACUUUGGAUGGGUGUUCUCAGGGAGUACUUAAAGGGGACAGACUUCUUUUUCAAAGGCUACUUGGAAAAUACAUUGUGAGUAUAAUCUACAUAUGAUAUAAAAAGUAUUGGGGAAAUAAAGGUCCUAGUUAAGGAGGACACUUGGUUAUACUUGAUGUAUCACUUAAGAAAUGUUUGUGUGAUAAGGAAAUCCUUCUAAAGCAUGUGAAAUGGACAUAGGGACAUAAUAUAUAAAUAUUCCCAGAAUUUCCAGUUUGUGUUUUAACACAAGUCCAACAAAUCUAAAUGCAUACUUCUACUUGAGCAUAACUCAAGAAUUCAGUGAUGAUAAAUUAAAGGGCUUAUUUUCAGAACUCCAUUCUACUCUGCUAGGAAAAUUAACCUUCUCAGGAAAUAGUAUUUGAAGAGAAGAAAGUAAUACCAAACCAAACCUUUUUAAAAGUUACUUUAAUCAGUGUUACACUGAAACCAUAAAGAAUUCAUUCUAACAUCAUGUUGUUUUGUGAGACUACGUCAUUAGCUAGAGUGUGAUAGUGUAUUUGUGUGCAGUUGUUACCUUUCACCUGCUACAAGUACACAGUGCUCAGGGCACCAGGAGGGCCAGCUAGCACGCUGCAGGUCAUCCUUUAGUUUACCUGGUUUGUAUGACUGGGGUAAACUCCCAUCCCUCCCUCUUUGAAAGCAGCCCAAUCCAUGCUUUGGAAGUCCACUGAAAUAAAAACAUUUACAUUUAACUUUGCUCUAGUAUCACUUGUUUCCCAUUUCAAUGUACACCUCAGCUGAACUUUCUAGUAAUGUUUCCCAUUCAGAGUUCGACUUUUAAAGUGGUCGUUUAAGUGGCUUUCAGCAUAAAAUGAAUUAUCUCAGAAGAGAAAUUUUGUCAUCGAAAUGGUCAAAAGACUAACUGUAGUUCCUUUGGGAUCUGGGAGGCGUUGGAGUUUUUAGGGAGCUUAGGCUGUUGAGUUGUUGGCAGGAGCCCUGGGGCAGCCAGCACGGUUGAAGUCAGGAAGCCUGGCCCCUUGUCCUAUGUCGCCUAUGUGCUUCAGGCUCAGAUUCCAGGCUCCAGCUGAGCAGCGGGCCCCAGAGCGGUUGCCUCACUCUAAUCACCAGCUCAGUGAGCCAUUGGAGCCAACACUGGGCCGUCUUUGGACAUAUCCCUGGGAAAGGUGUGUGUUUCGGCCACAGUUGCUCCAGUGCUUUUGUGUCUAGUACUGAGUAUUUAUAAGUAGGCCUGAGGGAGCUAGGGUCAGCCAGGCUUUUCAAUAUGUGCCAGGCACACAGACUGCACCCCUCACUUGGUGGUGACUUAAAAGUAGUGUUUGCAAACAGUUCCUGGCAUACUUUAAUUCCUACUAGGUACUGUAAUGACAGUGAUAUUGGUAAGGAAAAGAGAGUAAAGCUACCACAUCCUAAGCUAGGUGAAUAGAAAAUGCUGCAUGUCAAAGUAAAACUUAGAAUCAUUGUGCCAUAUGCAUUUAGCUCACAUAAACCAAUACGAAUGGUCUGUCCCCAAGUCCAUCACUGAUUUGAUUUACUAGCCCCAAGCCCUUAAACAAUUCUUCCCUACUUUUUGCUUUAAGAAACACAGCAACAAUACCUUUGGGCAGCAAACCAGACCUGUGACAGGAUUUCUUCAACCUUAUCUUGCUUUCUUAGUUCUAUAUUAAGCGUUGAAUAUAUAUAUAUAAAAUCAUUUACUUGGGAAAGGCAAGGAGAACGCAAAUUAGGAAGGGAGAGAAGUGAGAAGUUAUUGCAAGGCUGAGGACCAAGGUACUUACAACCUAAAUGAAAGUAUUUUGAGAGCAGUAUUUAACAUGCUAAAGGUUGUAAGAAUUAUUUUGCAAAGAAGUUCGAAUUUUAAUCUGCUAGUUACAAGUUUUAAAAUGAAGCUAUAACACUGUCUCCCUAGCUGGCAGGUUUUGUUCUUAUUUUAUGUUUUGUGGAAGUUAUACUGGUCUUUUUCCCUCCAGGCCUAGUGAUGAGUCAGGAUAAGGGGCCAGUGGACUGAUGCCUAAACCACAUGAACUUUUACAUGCUUCAGCAGUUCGGGGAAGUCUAUUAGGAUGGUAGCUGCUAAAUGUUGCCUAUUAUUUUAUCAGGGAGUUGACUGGGUCUCUUGAAAUGACAUUAGCAUUUGCAUGCUCUGAUUGUUUAGUCAGAGGUGGCAGGGCAUUCAUGGCCUUUCCACCCGGUUCCUUGGUAGCCUUUAAACACGAUGGGUAGCCCUAGUUUCUAGAAGAUGAUUGUCAUUCCAUAUAGCACAUUGUGCCACUAGGAGAUUUUUCAUUCCAAGUCUUUGGACUUCAUAACAUUAGAAUUGUUUUUCCAUAAUUUCCAACAUUCCAUAAAUACUCGUCAAGACAAAGAAAAGCAAUGUGGAUCUUUAUUAUUUCCAUAUAAAUAACUUCAGUACCCAUGACUUCCUGCUUUAAUAUGGAGGAGAAGAAACUAGCUCCUUUGUAUGGUAACUCCAAAACUAAAAGAUUGUGCAAGUAUAAGGGGUUGACUGACUAUAUUUUGUAAGAUGCUAAUGCAUUUGUAUUUCUGUGCUGUUCUAAAGUUUACCUUUUUACUCAAUUAAUUAAAGAUAUAGAAACUAUAUAUUUAAAUCAUGUAAAUGGGACACUAUUUAGGGAUUUUUUCCGAUCUUCCAUCAGCUUCUCAGACACACAUAGUAUGCUGCUCAAAUUUUUUUGUGUGCAAUAUAAACAUUUGAACAUUUCAGUCAGGUAUUGAGCCAAAAAGGGUAACUGAAGUUUUUAUAAGCUUCUGUGCUUUGCUUGAAAUAUUAAUCAUUUAUAGCUGGAAAUAUAGGAUCAAGACGUAUGUGUUUCAGGCCACUUGAUCAUUGGUUCCUAAAUUUAGGAAACAUUUGAUUAAUGAGUUGGUGAAGGCAUUUAAUGGUUACAAAAAUAGUUUAAGUAUCUGAGAUUAAAGGCUUUCUAUAAACCCUUUCUAAGAAAAUUUAGCUUAGGAAUCUUAGAAAUUUUUUUCUGAGGAAAUUUAGCUGUGACACAUGUUUUGAUCAGAAGUGUAGUGUCUCUUUGCUCUAGUAGUUUUAUAAUUUGUACUAGUUCUUUGUUUCUUAAAAAUGUUAAAAUUAUAAAUCAUGUCUAAUCAUAGUGAAUUGUAAACCUUCUACUGUACUUUAAGAAAAAAUGAGAAUAAAAUUAUACCACUGUCUUGCA
This is a messenger RNA of Manis pentadactyla (Chinese pangolin), 6631 nucleotides long. It is a transcript of the gene AVL9, whose product is annotated as AVL9 cell migration associated. The transcript is spliced from 16 exons. Bases 240 to 2189 code for a protein of 649 amino acids. The record is from RefSeq and is a predicted model, not a curated record. Lineage: Eukaryota; Metazoa; Chordata; Mammalia; Pholidota; Manidae. Gene Ontology annotation, cellular component: cytoplasm.